UGCUCGCCGAUGCAGUCCGGCCAGUCUGCCAACGGCUGUGCGGCGUUGUGCGCGUGUCGCCCGUUCUGUGCCUCCUCCCCGCACACCUCUACUCGCAGUCGCACGACGCUCGCCGCGCUUCGACCACGGAUAUACUUGUGAAACUUGAAACAAAUUAGUGUUAAUGUGGUGAUCUGAGUGCUGUGAGCCACCUGGUUUGGCCCAAAGUGCAGUGUAUUUGAAGUGCAACCGGUUCACCUCGUGUGCGAGGCCGGUACUUGGAGUGCUAACAGUGUCUGUGUAAGCCGCACAGUGCUUUCUAAACGAGUCCCGACACACCGGCCCGGGUGUGCGUUUUGUGCGUACAUUCAGCGCACACUGGAAUUCUCAUAAAAAACUUUAAGACGACCGGGGAUGUGCCAGGCACCGUGCGCAGUCGCGUGACCCGAGCAGCGCGCGCGCUGCGCCCCGCCUCACGCGCACACACAUACUUUAUGAGGGAGGCGGCGCAUGGUGCAGCAGGAUGCGUGGCGUGCGGGGCGUGCGCGCGUGGCUGGCGCUGGCGGCGCUGUGGGGGCUCGUGUGGCGCGCCAGCGGCGGCCCCGGCCCGCCCGCCGAGCUGCGCUUCUCCAGCGCGCUCUACAACCUCUCCAUCCCUGAGAACAGCCCGCCGCGCACCUACGCGCUGCAGCCGCCCGCCGCCGACCCGCUCGGCGUGCGCUUGCCGGCGCCAGACGCUCGCGUACGAUUCCGCAUCCGCCACGGGGACAAGGACAAAUUCUUCAAGGCGGAGGAACGAACCGUUGGUGACUUUUGUUUUCUAUCAAUAAGAACGCGCGCCGGCCAUGCGGACGUGCUGAAUCGCGAGCGCCGCGACUUAUAUCGACUCGACGUGCGUGCUACCGCGCAGCUAGUUAACGGACGUCAGCUCGAAGCCGACGCUGUGCUGGUUGUGUCCAUUGCCGACGAGAACGACCUGAGCCCGUUGUUUUAUCCCACCGAAUAUGAAGCUGUGGUGCCAGAAGACACCCCUUUACACUCUAGCAUUGCUCGUGUUACCGCCGAGGAUGCUGACCUCGGCCUUAACGGGGAGAUCUACUAUAGCUUAGCGGAACCUACAGAUCGCUUUGCUAUUCAUCCGACCACUGGCGUCAUCACCAUCACUCGACCCUUAUCAGCAACCGAAAGCACACGGCAUACGUUUGCUGUCCUAGCUCGCGAUCGCGCGUCGCUGCUAGCACGAGGCGAGGGAGCCCCAGCCGCCCGCGCCACGGUCUCAGUACGGGUAAAACGCGUCAAUCUCCAUGCACCAGUGCUUCAUGUAAGACGUAUGCCGGAACUCGUAGAAAAUUCCACAGCUGAAAUCUAUGCAAUCAUAGAAGUGACCGACGAAGACGCUGGAGAACACGGGCGCAUAGCCAGCCUUGAAAUUGUAGACGGAGACCCCGACGGACACUUCCGCGUGCGGCCAUCGGCACAGGCCGGCGAGUACGACGUGUUGGUACACGCGCUGCUGGACCGCGAGAGCGCGCCCGCCGGCUACAACCUGACGCUGCGCGCGCAGGACGCGGGCCGUCCGCCGCGCGCCUCGUACCUCACGCUGCCGGUGACGCUGGUCGACGCCAACGACAACGCGCCCGUGUUCAGCCGAGAGGUGUAUGAGGCGAGUAUUCCGGAAACCGUGCCCCCGAACACACCCGUCAUCAGACUUAAAGUAAGCGAUCGCGACGAAGGAAGAAAUGCUAGAGUUUAUAUUGAAGUUGUAGGUGGUAACGAAGGCGAAGAAUUUUAUGUAAAUCCGGACACGGGUGUAUUAUACACAGCCGUAUCGCUCGAUGCUGAAGAGAAAGCCCUUUACACUUUGACAGUGUCAGCUAUAGAUCAAGGAAACGCCGGUACGCGUAAACAGUCUUCAGCCAAAGUUAAGAUAACGAUACUCGACUCGAACGACAACGAUCCUAUUUUUGAAAGAGAAGUGACCGAGGUAACCGUUCAAGAGAACGGUCCUAGCGGCGCCGUAGUCGCUCGGGUUGUUGCUCGGGACGCGGAUUCUGGAGAUAACGCAUAUAUUUCCUACAGCAUUGCCAAUUUGCAACCAGUACCAUUCGACGUCGAUCACUUUUCGGGCGCUGUGCGCACAACGCGUCUGUUAGAUUAUGAAAGUAUGCGCCGCGAGUACACCCUGCGAAUACGAGCCAGUGACUGGGGAGUGCCGUAUCGCAGACAAGCCGAAAUGCGACUCGUAGUGCGCCUCGAGGACGUCAACGACAACCGACCGCAGUUCGAGCGCGUAGAUUGUGUAGGCUACCUACCACGGAAGCUCGUCAUCGGCUCCGAAAUCGUGACACUUUCUGCGAUUGACUUUGAUGCGGGUGACGUAGUAUCCUACCGCAUCAUUGGUGGCAACGAGGACAAUUGUUUCGCUCUCGACGCAGGCACAGGUGUUAUGAGUCUCUCCUGUGACUUGAGCGACGUACGCGCCGAUUCCAGACUUCUCAACGUCACGGCAACAGACGGCACACAUUUUGCUGACGCCACAUCACUGACGCUGCACCUGGUGAGCAGCGGAGGCACUGGCUCAGAGCCAAGCUCUUUGGAGUGCCGCGACACGGGCGUGGCUCGUCGCCUCACCGAGCUGCUGGCGGCAGCCGAACGCAGCAAUGCACCGCAAGACCUCUCUGACGAAUUUUCUUUAGCACCUUCUCGAUACGGAGAGAACCUUCAUGCUCCGGAAUUCCUUGACUUUCCCGUUGAAGUAAAAGUGAAUGAAUCAGUUGCACUCGGCACGUCUCUAGUAAAGCUACGUGCGCGUGACCGUGACUUAGGCUACAACGGAUUACUGGUAUAUGGGAUUUCCGGAGGCGACGCUGAUUCAGCGUUUCGUAUCGAUCCAGACACCGGGGAGCUUCAAGUCAUCGGGUACUUGGAUCGCGAACGGGAGAGUGAAUAUUAUCUGAACAUUACAGUGUACGAUCUGGGAACGCCUCAGCAUUCCGUAUCGCGUCUAUUGCCCGUCACUAUUCUGGACGUCAACGACAACACACCGCGCUUCGAAAAGACUCUGGCAAGCUUUCGCGUAACCGAGAACGCGUUAAACGGUACGGCCAUAUUCCGCGCGAACGCCACCGACCGCGACGCCGGCGACUUUGCGCACAUCACGUACAGCGUGAGCGGCGCGGGCGACGGCGAAUUCUGCGUGGAGCGCGACACCGGCGUGCUGCGCGUGUGCGCGGCGCUGGACCGCGAGCGGCGCGCGCUGUACGAGCUGUCGCUGCGCGCCACGGACGGCGGGGGCCUUCACGCUGAGGCGCUCGUGCGCGUCGCAGUGGACGACGUCAACGACAACGCGCCCCGCUUCGCGCUGCCCACGUACGGGGCGCGUGCGCGCGAGGACGUGCCCGUGGGCACGCUGGUGGCCGUCGUGGAAGCGUUCGACCCCGACCUGGGUGCGGGCGGCACCGUGACUUACUCCUUGCCCGACCAAGCUGCUGAGGAUGUAGUUUUCACCAUCGACGCUACUUCUGGCACUUUACGUACUGCUAAAUUGUUAGACUUCGAAGAAAGACAGGUAUAUGGAGUGACAGUGCGUGCCACCGACGGCGGUCAACCGGCGCUGUGGUCUGAGGCGACAGUCAUCGUCGAGGUGGUGGACGUGGACGAGAACGCGCACGCGCCGCAGUUCAGCGACCACGCCGUGCUGGCGGGCAGCGUGCGCGAGGACGCGGAGCGCGGCGCCGUCGUGCUCACGGCGGCCGCCGGCGACGCCGACCCGCCCGGCCGCGACUCGCGCCUCGCCUACUACAUCGUGGCCGGCUCCGGCAUGGCGCACUUCUCCGUCGACGACGCCGGCGUCAUUCGCACGUUGACUCCGCUGGACCGGGAGUCCGUUCCUCACUACUGGCUGACUCUGUGCGCCCAGGACCACGGACUGGUGCCGCGACAUUCGUGCGUACAGGUGUACAUCGAGGUGGAGGACGUGAACGACAUGGUGCCGUGGCCGGAGCAGGCCGCGUACUGGGCCGCGCUGGCCGAGCACUGCGCCGCCGGCACGCGCGUGGCCGCGGUGCGCGCCAGCGACGCCGACGCCUCGCCCAGCCCCGCCAACAUCACCUACUCCAUCGUCGCCGGCAACCCCGACGGAUUAUUUUCAAUAGACGAACAUACCGGUGAGAUCGUGACGACGGGGCGCACGCUGGACCGCGAGGCGGGCGCCAGCCACGCGCUGGAGGUGCAGGCGUCGGACGGCACGCUGGCCAGCACGGCGCGCCUCGCCGUGCGCCUGCUGGACGUCAACGACCACGCGCCCGCCUUCGCGCAGCGCUUCUACGACAUCCGCGUGCCCGCGCCGCUCGCGCCGCCCGCGCCGCCCGCGCCGCGCCUCGACGCUCUGCCGCAGGGUGACGAGGCCGACGGUGUCGAAGCGGUACCUAUCGCCGACGAAAGCAGCACCGAGUGGGAGGCCGAAGACGACGAAGAAGGUUCAGGAGUGCGCGCGCCCUGGGACUAUUACGACGACCCCGCACCCGUCGGCCACUACGUCGCCACGGUGGUGGCCUUCGACGCGGACGAAGGCGCCAACGGCACCGUGCGCUACUGGGCGCGGGCGCGGGGCGCGGCGCGCGGCCUGCUGCGCGUGCAGGGCGCCACGGGGCGCCUGCUGCUGGCGCCGCGCCUGGCGCUGGCGCCCGGCGACUCGUACGACGUGACGCUGCGCGCGUGCGACGGGGCGGCGCGCCCCCGCUGCAGCGUGGCGCGCGCCGUGGUUCGCGGCGUGGAGCGGGGCGGGGGCGCGGCGCCCACGCUGGCCGCGCCCCCGCCGCUGCAGGUGGCGGAACUGGACGCGCCCGGCUUUCUGCUCGCCGUGCUGCAAGCCACGGAUCCCGACGGCGAUGCUUUGUAUUACAGUAUAAUAGAUGGUGACCCGCGACAAGAAUUUUACAUCGGCAGAGAAGACGGAAGUCUAGUGUUGGCUCGACGUCUGCUCUGGGAGCGCCAGCCGCAGUACUGUCUCAACGUGUCCGUCACCGACGGCGCGCACGUCGUGUACGCUCCGGUCAAUAUAACCGUCAUCAACGACGCUAACGAAGGGGGCGUAUCGUUCACGCAAGACGAGUACAUCGUGGAGACUUCGGAAACCACGCGCGUGGGCGAGGCGCUGGUAGCCCUGCGCGCCACCGGCGCCGGCCGCCUGCUGUACGGCGUGCACGCGGCGCGCGCGCCCGCCUCCGCGCGCCUGUUCCGCCUGCACGAGCUCAGCGGCGUGCUCGAGCUCGCGCACCCGCUCGACAGGGAGAGCGCCGCCGUGCACGAGCUCACGGUGUGGGCGCGCGACCAGGCGCCGCGCGCCUCGCGGGCCUACGCGCGCGUCACCGUGCGCGUGCACGACGCGGACGAGCACGCGCCCGAGUGGGGGCGGCGCCUGGCCGAGGCGCGGCUGGCGCGCGGCGCGCCGGCCGGGGCGCUGGUGGCCGCGCUGCGCGCCGCCGACCGCGACGCGGGCGACGCGGCGCGCGUGGUGUACUCGCUGGCGGGCGGCGACGCGGCCGGCCUGUUCGCGGUGGACGCGGCGCUGGGCGACGUGCGGCUGGCGCGGGCGCUGCCGGCGGCGGGCCCGCGCGACUACACGCUGGCCGUGCGCGCCGCCAACCCGCCGCCGGGCGCGCGCUGGGCCACGCUGCCGCUGCACGUGGUGGUGGUGGAGCCGGACGACGCGCCGCCGCGGUUCGUGUCGCCGGACGUGGCGUGCGAGGUGUACGAGAACGAGCCGGCCGGCACGGCGCUGGCGGCGCUGGAGGUGCGCAGUGCGAGCGCGCCGUGGUUCUCGCUGGAGGGGGGCGAGGGCCUGUUCCGGCUGAACCCGGCCGCCGGACUGCUCGCCACGGCCGCGCCGCUCGACUAUGAGACCAAGAAUUUUUACAAUUUGACGGUGACAGCGAUCAACAUGGGCGGCGGCAGUGCCGUGGCGCGCGUGGCGGUGCACGUGCUGGACCGGAACGAGUUCCCGCCCAGCCUGCGGCGCGCGCACUACCGCGGCCGCGUGUCCGAGGCCGCGGCGCCCGGCGCGCUCGUGGCCGCCGCCGCCGACGCCGCCGCGCCGCUCGUGCUGCUCACGGACGACGCCGACUCGCCCGCCAACCGCCAGCGCGCCUACGAGAUCCUGCAGCCGGCCGCCGCCGCGCAGUUCCGCGUCGACCCCACCACGGGCGCGCUGCACCUGCUGGCGCGCCUCGACUACGAGCGCGCGCACACGCACGAGUUCAGCGUCAGGGUCAUCGACAUGGGUAAUCCUCGGCUUCCGUCGGGUAGCGUCGCGAAAGUGGUGGUGGAAGUGACGGACGUGAACGACUGCCCGCCCGAGUUCUCGCAGGCGGAGUACUCGGCCACGGUGCUGCUGCCCACGUCGGACGGCGUGGCCGUGGCGCGGCUGGCGGCGCGCGACCCCGACCUGGCGCCCGGCGCGCGCCUCAAGUACGACGUCAUCGAGGGCGACCCGGACGCCGUGUUCGCGCUGUCGGACGCGGGCGAGCUGCGCGUGGCGCGCGCGGCCGGCCUGCAGGCGGCGCACCGCCUGCGCGUGCGCGUGUCGGACGGCCUGUACUCCGCCACGGCGCGCGUCGACAUCCGCGUGGCCGAGGCCGACAACUCGGGCCUGGCCUUCCAGAAGGCCGACUACUACGGCUCCGUCGUGGAGAACUCCACCAAGCCGACCACGGUGGCCGUGCUCAACGUGCUCGGGGCGGCGCUCAACGAACAUAUUGAGUUCCGGAUACUGAACCCCGUUGACGGAUUUGAGGUGGGCCCCACGUCGGGCGCGGUCCGCACGACGGGGCGCGCGCUGGACCGCGAGCUGCGCGACCUGUACACGCUGCUGGUGGAGGCGCGCUCGGCGCCGCCCGCGCAGCGCGUGGCGCGCGCCCGGCUGCACGUGGCCGUCAGCGACGUCAACGACAACUGCCCCGUGUUCGUGGAGCGGCCCUACGCCGCCGCCGUGCUGGCCGGCGCGCCGCCCGGCACGCCCGUGCUGCGCGUGCGCGCCGUGGACCUGGACGCCAACGACAACGGCGAGGUGCGCUACGAGAUGAAGCGCGGCCACGGCGAGCUGUUCCGCGUCGACCGCCGCAGCGGCCAGAUCUCGCUCAAGCAGACGCUGGACGCGCACAGCCAGCUGUACUGGCUCGACAUCGCGGCCUUCGACGGCGGCGUGCCGGCGUGCGGCGCCGAGGCGCGCGUGGCCGUGCGCGUGUGGGCGGGCGGCGCCGCGCCCAGCUGGCCGCGCGCUCACUUCGCGCUGUCCGCGCGCGAGGACGUGGCGCCCGGGGCGCCGCUGGGCGCCGCGCUGCAGGCCGUGUCCCCGCUGGGGCGCCAGCUCAUCUACACGCUGCACGAGGACGCCGCCGGCCUCUUCGAGAUCCACUUCGACACAGCCCCCGACAGAGGCAAUAGUCCAUGCGUGCUGACGGCGCGCGCGGCCCUGGACUACGAGGCGGCGCGCAGCCACGACCUCGUCGUGCGCGCCACGGACGGCGUCACUGGCGCCUUCGCAGACGCCGCGCUGACGCUGCGCGUGCUCGACGUCAACGACUGCGCGCCCGAGUUCCCGCGCGACGUGUACCGCGCCACCGUGUCCGAGGCGGCGCCGCGCGGCGAGCUCGUACUCACGCUGCACGCGCGCGACAACGACACUGGUGAAAACGGACAAGUGACAUAUUCACUAUCCGAAAUGGAUGCGGCCGCCGAGGGCGCCUUCACCAUCGACCCCGCGACGGGCGCGGUCCGGGUGGCGGCGCCGCUGGACCGCGAGACGAGGGCGCACUACCACCUGCUGGUCACGGCCGCGGACGCCGGCCGCCCGCCGCUCGUCACCACGGCGCACCUGUUCAUCUCCCUGGACGACGUGAACGACAGCCCGCCCAGCGUGGAGCGCGGCGUGGUGCCGGCGCUGGUGUCGGCCGAGGCGGCGCGCGGCACGGAGCUGGCGCGCGUGGCGGCCUGGGACCCGGACGAGCGCGACGCCGCGCGCCUCACCUUCGCGCUGGAGGGCGCGGCGUCGCAGCGCGCCUUCGCCGUGGACGCGCGCACCGGCGUGGUGUCGCUGGCGGCGGGGCGCGGCUGGGCGGCGGGCGCGGGGGGCGCGGGGGGCGCGGGCGGCGCGCUGCGCUCGCUGAACGUGUCGGUGUCGGACGGCGCGCACGCGGCGUUCGCGCGCGUGAAGCUGUCGCUGGCGCCGGCCAACCGCGGCCCGCCGCACUUCCCGCACGUCGUGCACGAGGCUCGCGCACUCGAGAACCAACCGCCGCCGCUACUUUUGACUACAGUAAAAGCAUACGACGACGAUCCCGGAGAAUACGGCACCGUGACAUAUUCGAUCCCGUCGGCUCGGCUGCGAGAGACGUUCGCGAUAGACGCCAGCAGCGGCGCGCUCAGCACGCGCGUGGCGCUCGACCGCGAGGCGCGCGCCGACUGGGAGGUGCCCGUCACCGCCAGCGACGGCGGCGGGCUCGUGCGCCACACCGUGGUGCGCGUGCGCGUGGCCGACGUCAACGACAACGCGCCCGAGUUCCCGCUGCGCGAGUACCGCGCCGCCGUGCGCUGCGACCGCGCGCCGCGCCUGCCCUUCCUCACGCUGGCGGCGCGCGACGCCGACGCGGGCGAGCACGCGCGCCUGCACUACUCCGUGUACGAGGGCGACGCCCGCGCCGACACCGCCGGCCUCUUCGCCGUGGACGCGCACACCGGCGCGCUCUCCUUCGCGCGCGACGCCACGCCCUUCGCGUCCCGCAGCGUGCAGGUGUGGGUGCGCGCGCGCGACGGCGGCGGGCUGGCGGGCGAGGCGCCGGUGUCGGUGUUCGUGCUGGGCCCCAACGACGAGGCGCCGCGCGUGCUGGCGCCCCCGGCCGACCUGUUCCUGCGCGAGGACGCGGCGCCCGGCACGCUGGUGGCGGAGCUGCGGGCGCCCGAGCCUGGCGCCCCGGCGCCGCGCUACCGGUUGGCGCCCGCGCUGUGGCCGCGGGACCUGUUCGCCAUCGACGAGUCGGGGCGCCUGGUGCUGGCCGGCCAGCUGGACCGGGAGACUGCGCCCGAACAUAUCAUAGGUAUCAUCGCGGAGGGGUCCGGCAGUCCAGCGCCCGCCGUCAUGGUGCAGACACGCCUGCACGUGCUCGACGUCAAUGAACACGCGCCGUCGUUCCAUUCGCAGCCCUACGUCGUCCAUAUCGCAGAGAACACUCCUCCACACACCAGUAUCGUGCAACUGAUGGCGGACGAUCCGGACGCCGGGACGAACGGCGAGGUUCGUUACUCGCUCGCCAACGAGGGCGAGGACGGCGACGUCGCCGACGGCGCGCUGUUCGCCGUGGACCCGUACACCGGCUGGGUGAGCACGCUGGCGCCGCUGGACCGCGAGGCGCGGCCCGAGCACCGCCUGGCGCUGCUGGCGGCCGACGCCGGCUCCCCGCGCCGCGUGGCGCGCGGCACGCUGGUGCUGCGCCUGCUGGACUACAACGACUGCCCGCCCGCCUUCGCCGCGCCCGCCCACGCCGCCGCCGUGCGCGAGGACGCGGCGCCCGGCACCGUGGUGCUGCGCCUGGCCGUGGACGACGCGGACGCGGCCGGCGCGCCGCUGGCCUUCUUCGUGGCCGGCGGCGACCCGCGCGCCCGCUUCCAGCUGCGCGCGUCGGGCGAGCUGUACGUGGCGCGCGGCCUGGACCGCGAGCUGGAGCCGCGCUACGACCUGCGCGUGGCCGCCACCGACGGCAAGUUCACGGCGCACACGCGCGUGCACAUCGACGUCAUCGACGUUAACGACAAUCCACCGUACUGUCUACGUCAUCGGUACUACGCUCGCUUACCUGAAGACGCAGCGAACGGCACUCGAGUGAUGACUUUGGAGACCGGCGACGCCGACGAACCGAGUGACGCCCGGCUACGCUACUACCUCACAGGGGAAGCGGCCCACCACUUCCUCAUCGACAAGGAGUCGGGCGAGGUGCGCGUGGCGGCGCGCCUGGACCGCGAGCAGCGCGCCGAGUACCAGCUGCGCGCGCAUGCGCAGGACCGCGAGCGGCCCGACUGGGAGUGCAGCUCCGAGCUGCGCGUGGCGCUCGACGACGUCAACGACAACGCGCCGCGCUUCUCCACGCCCACCUACAGCGUCACGCUGCCGGAGGACGCCGACAUCGGGACUCUCGUGGCCAAGGUGCACGCGACCGACGCUGACCUCGGUGAAAAUCGUCUAGUGCGCUAUUCUUUCGUGGAAGAAACGAGCGAGGUAUUCGAGCUGGCGGCCGACAGCGGCAUCGUGACGCUGCGCGCGGCGCUGGACCGCGAGACGCAGGCCGAGCACCGCGUACUGGUGCGCGCGCAGGACGCCGGCCGCCCGCCGCGCUCCGCCACGGCCACGCUGCGCCUCACCGUGGCCGACGUCAACGACAACCCGCCCGAGUUCGAGUUCCACCAGUACCGCGCCACCGUGCCCGAGCUGGACGCGCCCGGCACCGAGGUGCUGCGCGUGCGCGCCACGUCGCGCGACGCCGGCGUCAACGCGGACGUGUACUACUCGCUCGUGGGCGGCGACGACCGCGACGACUUCGCCGUGGACCGCGCGUCCGGCGUGCUCAGCGUGGCGCGGCCGCUGGACUACGAGCGCCGCCAGCACUACCUGCUCACGGUGCAGGCCGUGGACGGCGGCACGCCCCCGCUCAGCGACCUGGCCACGCUCAACAUCACGGUGGCGGACGGCAACGACAACGCGCCGCAGUUCUCGCAGGCGCAGUACGGCGCGCGCGUGCGCGAGGACGCCGCCGUGGGCGCGCGCGUGCUGCAGGUGGUGGCCGACGACGCCGACGCGGGCGCCAACGCGCGCGUGUCGUACUCCAUCGCGCGCGGCGACCGCGACGCGCGGUUCUCCAUCGACGCCGACACGGGCUACGUGUCGCUGGCGGCGCCGCUGGACCGCGAGACGGCGCCCGCGUACGUGCUGGAGGUCCACGCGCGGGACCACGGCCUGCCCGCGCUCGAGGCCACGGCGCUGGUCAACAUCGAAGUGGUCGAUGCGAACGACAACCCGCCCCUGUUCGCACAAUCCAACUACAGUGCCGUGGUGCAGGAAGACCGGCCGCUGGGACACACGAUCUUAAAAUUCGUCGUAGAAGACGCCGAUGCACCCCCGAAUGCGGCUCCUUAUACUUUUGAUUUUCAAUCCGGCAACGAAAUGGGAGCUUUCCGUCUUGAACAAGAUGGAUACUUGCGAUCAGCGACACGCUUCAAUCACCGCAUUAAAGACAGAUAUGUGUUACAAAUCCGCGUGUUUGACAACGGCACGCCACCUCUUUAUUCUGACGCGUGGGUGUACAUCAGGGUCAUAGAAGAAUCGCAGUACCCGCCUGUGGUGACGCCGCUCGAGGUCGUCGUCAACUCUUACUUGGACGAGUUCCCAGGUGGUAUUAUUGGAAGAGUAUACGCUUCAGAUCGAGACGUUUACGAUACUCUCACAUACGCAAUCGCUCCAGUCGACGGCGCACCUUAUCCUCCGACAGAUCUGUUCGAAAUCGAUCCGUCGGACGGCACAUUGAAGGCGGCGCCCCGGCUCGACGUGGGAGAAUAUAGACUCAACGUUACCGUCGACGAUGGGAAAUUCCUCGGUUACGCUAUCGUCAAAGUUACCGUCAUAUUGAUUUCGGACGAGAUGCUCGCGCAGGCGAUCGUCGUUCGUUUCCGCGAAGUGACCGAUCGAGACUUCAUUCUGAGCCAUCGCAAAGGCUUCAUCCGGGCGGUCGCCGAGGCGACCGACUGCGAGCCCGGCGACGUCGUCAUAGUGAGCGUGCAGCCGUCCGGCGACGCGGCGGACGACGCCGGGCGCGCGCGCCGCCAGGUGGCGCAGGACCUCGACGUGGCCUUCGCCGUGCGCGCCGCCGCCGCCUUCCUGCCGGCCGACGCGCUGCGCCGCCGCCUGCACGCGCACCUGGAGCGCCUGGAGGAGCGGCGCCUCGUCGUGGAGGAGCUGCUGCGCGCCGCCUGCGGGGGCUGCGUGCACGGCGCCUGCGCCGAGCGCGUGGAGCUGCGCGCCGCGCCGCGCGCCACCGCCGCCGAGGUGUUCGCGCUCGUGGCGCCGCCGCACCGCCUCGUGGCGCGCUGCGCCUGCGCGCCCGGCUACGGCGGCGAGCGCUGCGACCGCGCGCCGCCCGCCUGCGGGGACUGCCGCGGCGUGGCGGCGCUGCAGGGCGACGGCUACCUGCAGUACCGGCUGGAGCGCGGCGCGCUGCAGGGCGCGCGGCUGCCGGACGACGAGCUGGCGCUGUCGCUGCGGUUCCGCACGCGGCGCGAGCGCGGCACGCUACUGUACGCGGCGGGGCGCGUGGACUACGCGGCGCUGGAGGUGGCGGAGGGCUACCUGCAGUUCCGCAUGGAGCUGGGCGCGGGGCCGGCGGCGGUGCGCGCGGCCGUGCCGGUGGCGGACGGGCUGUGGCACGAGGCGCGCCUGGAGCGGCGCGGCGCCAGCAUGCGGCUGACGGUGGACCGGCGCAGCGCGCUGGCCGAGACGCCGGCGCCGGCCGCCGUGCUGGACGUGCGCCCCGACCGCCUCUUGCUGGGCGCCGAGCUCACCAGACACGCCCACGCUUUCGCAGCGGAACAAGUGACGUACGGGUUCCACGGCUGUAUAUCGGACGUGAAGCUGGGCGGCGCGCUGCUGCCGCUGGAGGAGGGCGAGAGCUCCAGCGACGGGCGCGCGCAGCUCGUGCGCCGCGUGCGCGUGCGCGUCGGCGCCGUCUGCCCCGCGCUAGCGCCGCCCACGCCGUGCGCCUCCUACCCCUGCCUCAACGGCGGCACCUGCCGGGACCUGGCCGACCUGCUGGAGGCCGCCGAGCCCGACGAGGGCUACGCCUGCACGUGCCACGCGCGCUUCUCGGGCCGCCGCUGCGAGCUGGACGGCGACCCGUGCGCCUCGCAGCCGUGCCUGCACGGCGGCUCGUGCGCGGCCGAGCCCGGCGGCGGCUACCGCUGCCUGUGCGCGGCCGGGCUGGGCGGCGCGCGCUGCGAGCGGGGCCGCUGGUGCGCCGCCGGGGUAUGCGCGCACGGCGGGGCCUGCGAGGAGGGCGACUGGGGCCCGUCGUGUCGCUGCCGCGGGUACUACGGCCCGCGCUGCCAGUACGACGUGGACGAGUGCGCGGGCGAGCCCUGCCUCAACGGCGCCACCUGCGUCAACGAGCCCGGCUCCUUCCGCUGCCUCUGUCCUCCCGAUAAAACCGGCAUGAACUGCGGCAACCCGCUGUACUCGGACGCCGUGGUGGCGGGCGGCGCGGGCACGGGCCCGGCGCACGCGCUGGGCGCCGCGUGGCGCUGGGCGCUGCAGGCGCGCUGGCCGCUGGGCGCCGGCGCCGCGCUGCUGCUGCUGCUGGCGGCGCUGGCGGCGCUGCCGCUGCUGCUGCGGCGGCGCGCGCGGCCGGCGGCGCCGCUGGCGUGCGGGGGCGACAAGCUGGCGCCGCGCUCCAAGCUGUCCAACCUGGAGGCGGUGCGGCGCGAGCGGCCCGCGUCGUGCGCGGAGCCGCCCCCGCUCAACAACGUGGACACGCUGCGCAGCUACGGCUCGGCCGGCGACGAGCUGGAGGGCAUCCCGCCCGACUACCGCCGCAACCUCAACAUCGACGUCGGCGACCGCAAGCCCUGGUCCGAACAGAUGCACCUCCACACCUUCGUCGACAACAAGAUAUAUAACGAUCUCAAAGGAUGCAAGAGCAGGAUACGCGCGCGAUCCCCGGGCUGCGUGCGGCGCGUCGUGGGCGCCGGCGGGGGCGGGGGCGGGGGCGGGGGCGCGGUAGGCGCCGCGCCCGAGCCGCACCUGCUGGGCGGCUACCACUGGGACUGCUCGGACUGGUGCGGCGGCGGGGGCGCGCUGCCCGGCAUCAGCGAGGUGGCGGGCUCCGAGCGCCCCGACUCGUCGUCGGCCGCGUCCCCCGCCUCGCCCGCCGCGUCCCCCGCGCCCCGCCGCCGCGCGCGCCGCCCGCGCCCCGACACCGACUCGGCGCCCGACGACAUGGACGCGCCGCGCCUCACCGACGCUUCUUCCUAUCUACUACACACCGACGAUUACUGCGCGCGCGCCGCCAGUGACUCCGAACAGCUGCGCGCGCGCACGCUGCGCGAGCCCGAUGCGGCUAGCCUUAUCACUAUGCUAGAGGAGCGGAACUCCCUGCUGGGCGGCGACGACGACGGCUCGGGCAGCGAGCUGUCGGCGAACCUGUGCGAGAUCGAAGAGUCCGACGCGGAGACGGAGCCCGCGCUGGGCGCGCCGCGACACACGGACGUGUGACGGCGGCGCGCGGCCCACGAGCCGCCUCCUGCGGGGCCCCGGGACCUGGCCCUGGGCCCCGCGCGGUCCUGGGCCCCGGCGCUGGGCCCCGCGCGCGGGCUCUAGCCCGCCUCCGCGACGCUCGCCUGCGAUAUGAACGCUUCUGUCGACUGUAGCUGUGUGAAUGCCGACUUACGACUAUUGUAAAAUAUUAAAGUUGAUACUUGUAAGUGACACUUUUGCCGAAGUAUGGAUGCUCGAGAAUAGAUUCGAUGCGACUCGUGUUGAAUGACAUCACUCAUGGGUAAAAGUUGGUUGUGAUUUUUAACCUACUCGUGUGAAACUGUUUUACAACCAAUCUCGUUGGAUUUUGCGAUUGCUACACAGGACACUUUAGUUUCAUGUUCAGAUUUUUUGUAUUUUGCAUUUAUUAAUGUAAUCAUUCAGUAAUCAUUCCAGAAAUAAUAACUUAUCCAUAAUAAGUCGUCCGUUGAACCGAUAUAUGAAAGAAUGUCUGUGAAUAUGAUGAAUGUAAAUUGUAUAUAUUUAUAGUCUGAUUCGUGUGUUGUUUUUUUCCUCAAGAGGUGUGGACAAAGGAGGUAUAAGACUUGUAUAUAGUAUUAGCACAGGUAUUAGCAUAUAAAUACGAACUAGAUAGGUGAUAUUGUAAAUAUUAUGUUUAUAAUAGUAAGAAGUAUACAUAUUUCUCUUCCUUUUCCGCGAUGUUUGAGCCGAGAUACUACGCCGCGCGCUGCCGGCGACUCUCCAAUACUCGACAGUUCCACAGACCGCGACUGACGCGAUCAGUGCGGCCCGACUAUGUACUGUACUGUAGCGAACCUGCUACUGUUUGGUUACUACCGGAUCUACCACCGGCUCUUCAUUUUAUACAAAUUGUAUCGGCGCGUUAGAUAGGGACACAUAUUGGUACGUGAGGACGUGCGAGUGUGGACGGCGAGGCUGUGGCGACACGUGGCGCCCGGUCGCGGGAAUAUAUUAAUGAAAUGGUGCUCCAAUCGUAGUUUCAUAUCAUACUUUAAAACUGUGCAUUUAAAAUGAGUAGCUGAUGCGUUCUCCUCCUAGACUAGUGUUAAGUAAGGGAUCUAUUUUUAUAUGUACAAAGAGAGACGCGGCGCUACUGUCUGUGACGGGCGCCGUGCCCGGCGGCGGGCGCCCGCGGCUGCAGCUGGCGCCCGCUGGCGCCCGCUCGCUGCUGGCCAUCUGUAUCUUUUUUUUAUAAAGAAAUGUUUAUAAAAUAAAAAUAAAUUAUUCAAUCGUUGUGUAAAUUUUGACACGACCAAUAAAGACUAACUGAAACAACUAA
Spodoptera frugiperda (fall armyworm) is the source of this 15587-nucleotide messenger RNA. RefSeq names its product fat-like cadherin-related tumor suppressor homolog (gene kug). Gene Ontology annotation, biological process: homophilic cell-cell adhesion. Gene Ontology annotation, cellular component: plasma membrane. The record is from RefSeq and is a predicted model, not a curated record. Gene Ontology annotation, molecular function: calcium ion binding. Lineage: Eukaryota; Metazoa; Arthropoda; Insecta; Lepidoptera; Noctuidae.